Chara braunii is the source of this 2061-nucleotide messenger RNA. NCBI's taxonomy places the organism in Eukaryota, Viridiplantae, Streptophyta, Charophyceae, Charales, Characeae. The record is from the annotation of a GenBank genome assembly.
GACGAGAGAAGCGGACUGAUUUCCUCUACUAUGGAUGGGAAUAUCUACAAUCAGUUUGGGGAGGUCAUCGACAGAAGGCUUGGAGGAGUGAGGGCUGAAGCCCAGCGAAGAGCGGCAGCUGGGCCGCAACUGCCUGCCAUGUUCAGGCUAUGGCAGGAAAAGGUGGAACCACCGAUUGGGGAGGAGAAAGUAGGGAGUGAUGAGGAAGUGGUUCAAAGGCUACUAGGAAGGAGUAAGAAGAAAGAUCCCUUAAUCAUUGAGGCAGAAGACGAAAAUGAGCAGGAAAGAACGGAGCCUCCGUCCGUCUUAUAUGGGAGGUUGGAGGACCUGCUGGAUAAGAUAGGGAGAUACCAACAGAAGCUGGUGGGCCUCUGUGAGGAAGUGAAGAGGUGGAAAUCUAGCAUCCCCCAGGUGUUCCUCUACGACUCCGGUCUGGAAUCAGCACCUGCGCGACCCGAAGUAAAUAUGGUGGGGUCAUGCCCACAAUCAGGAAUGAGGGGGAGACCCCUCACUACGCAGACACGGCUGGCGCAGGCAGCGCGAACGAGGAAUCAAGCCAGAGUCAGCGCCAGCCAAGAACCUUCGAGGAAGGGGGCGGAGCCAGGAAAGAGAAAGGAGGCCGUGGAAGUAGAAGAUGAUGAUAAUGACGAUGAAGAGGAAGAGGACGAGAGGCUGCGUAGGGAGGAGGAUCAAAAAGCAGAGCAGCGGGCGAGGAAAAAGGGAACUAGGGGAGAGGUCGAGCCGGUCGUGCGCGAUGGACCGCCCAAAAGGAAGAAGUAUGCGGUUUGGUUGGAAGAGGGAUUUGACGUAGAGAAAGUGAUCGACCGGCUGCUAGAAGGGCAUAACGAUCUCAUGACCCUGAAGGAAAUCCUAGCGUCAGCCCCGCGACUCCGCAAUGAAUUGAAAUGGAGGUUGUCGCGACGCUUGGUGCCAAAUGUCCAUCUGGGUACGAUCCUGCCCCAGGAGGCAGAGUGGUCAGAGUCAGGCACAAAGAUGGACUGGAAGCAGAAGAGAAAGGAAAGAGAUGCGACUGCUUCUGGGACCCCGGGAGUAACAAGGAUUGUUACAGACGUAUUGGCGCAGCUAGGGUAUGCGACAGAGCCGGUGGUGCAAAGAAGGGUGGUGACAGCUGUCAAAGUGAAAGGAAAGGAGCCAGUGAUAGAGGAGGCUGUUCAGGAGGAGCUCUGGGAAGAGGAAGAGCCGGUGCCGCAGCACCUGACAAAGGUCCAGCGCAAAGUGCGUAAUUUGGCGCAGGGCGGACAGGGAUCAGGAAAAGCGCAAGCACCUCAGACCCAGGCAGCAGCCCCUUUAAAUGUGGCGGCUCCAUCAUCUAGUACGGGCCCCUCGCAAGGUGGGGCGCUCUCCUACGGACAGUGGCCCUGGCCGGUGAUCAAUGCGAUUGUGCCGUGGGGAAGCCCGCCGCCAGUAGCCGGACCGCAAACGAGUAUGCCGCCACCCAUCUACCCCGCGGCCCAGGCCCAACCUGUAGCCCCGCUACCGUCACCUGAUCCCAGUUCACAGGGCAGUGUUGUAGGAGGAGGGAGUCAGGGGCAAGGCAAUCAAGACAACGGAGGUAGGGGUGGAGGAAGGGGCCGAGGCAGGAAUGGCGGCGGAAGAGGAAGGCAAUGGAAUGACCAAGGCCAGGGGUACCAGGGCCAAGGGGGCCAAGGCCAGGGAUACCAAGGCCAAGGGAGUGAAGGCCAUGGGUACCAAGGCCAAGGGAGUCAAGGCCAGGGCAAUGGAAUGGCCAAGGCCAGGGGUACCAGGGCCAAGAGGGCCAAGGCCAGGGAUACCAAGGCCAAGGGAGUGAAGGUCAUGGGUACCAAGGCCAAGGGAGUCAAGGCCAGGGGUACCAAGGCCAGGGCUAUCAAGGCAAGGGGUAUCAAGGCCAGGGGGAUCAGGGAAGUCAGGGGUAUGGAAGACCCUGUUUUGACUGGAGGACGGCCAUCUGUCAACAUUGUGACCAGCAAGGCCACACUAUAAGAUUCUGUAAUAUAAGACGGGAAGACGAGAGAAGCGGAAUGAUUUCCUCUACUAUGGAUGGGAAUAUCUACGAUCAGU